ACCACCUAUCCGCAACCAAACAUUAAAAUAGUUUUUUAGCCACCUAACACAUCUCCUCAAAUGUAGCACUAUACUACUACAAGAACAUAUAAUACUAAAGAUUUUUAGUACACACAUCAUUAUGUAACCAUUUCCUCCUUACCUUUCUUCUUCCCACCACAAUUAUUCGACAAACCUUGAAAGCAACCAAACACCCCAAUAAAAGUAAGCACGUAGCCAAUCUUAAUCCCUCAAACUUCUUACCCUUACGUGUACUCCUUCCAUUUCUCCAAAUUUAUCCCUUCCUAUUAAAUCCUAAACCAAACAAAUCUCUUUAUCCAAACAAUAAUAAUAGCUAGCCUCCUCCAUCUUGAUGAUUGGUUCCAUGGUUACUGCGCGUGCAGUGCAGUGCGAGGUCCAACAGCCACGGCAAGCACCGAGGCUGGGGCCUGAGUUGCCGAGCAGCAGCACGGAUCAGGUGAAGAUCGUGCUGCAGCCUCGGCUGUGCACUUUGAGAUCAUACGCGUCUGAUCGUGGGAGUGGGGUUAUUAGGACGACGAUCAUCCCGAAAUCAAAAGAUGGAUCAGGAGGAGUUGGUGAUGGAAUUGGUUGUGUUGAUGAAGAAGAAUUAUUGUCUCCGUUUUUGGCGAAUUUAUUCGAGUAUGUUGAGAGUAGUAAGAAAAGUCAGGAUUUUGAGAUCAUCACUGGUCGUCUUGCUAUGAUUGUGUUUGCUGCUACAAUUGGCGCGGAAUUAGCAACGGGCAACUCCGUAUUUAAAAAGAUGGACAUGCAAGGCAUUACAGAAGGUGUAGGGGCAUGUUUUGCUGCAGUAACAUGUGCAGCAGCUUUUGCUUAUUCUUCAAGCGCAAGAAAAAAGGUUGGUCGCAUUUUCACCAUCAGUUGCAACGCUUUCUUCGAUGCGCUCAUCGAUAACAUUAUCGAUGGCUUGGUUUACGACAACGACGAGGAUGAUCGGUCAGACGAUAAAAUUCUAUAAUUGCAUGAACAAUGUUAGAUUACUUAGAAAUUAAACCUUCGAUCUAUUUUACACCAAAUUUUUAGUUUUUGAUGUAUAUAAAUUUAUAUACUACAUUUAAGAUUAGAUACUUUAGUAUGUAUAGUAUAUUUUUUCUGUUCCUCUGGCAUUGUAUGGACUAAACUAAAACUUAAAGUAACGGAUGGGUAAUUGAGUUCAUGA
Messenger RNA from Amaranthus tricolor (Joseph's coat), 1177 nucleotides. RefSeq names its product stress enhanced protein 2, chloroplastic. Gene Ontology annotation, biological process: cellular response to high light intensity. The record is from RefSeq and is a predicted model, not a curated record. Bases 353 to 976 code for a protein of 207 amino acids. The transcript has 2 exons. Lineage: Eukaryota; Viridiplantae; Streptophyta; Magnoliopsida; Caryophyllales; Amaranthaceae.